Molecule: messenger RNA, 556 nt
Organism: Perkinsus marinus ATCC 50983
Lineage: Eukaryota; Perkinsozoa; Perkinsida; Perkinsidae
Exons: 4
Coding region: 1-522 (173 amino acids)
Biological process (GO): maturation of SSU-rRNA from tricistronic rRNA transcript (SSU-rRNA, 5.8S rRNA, LSU-rRNA)
Cellular component (GO): nucleolus
Source: RefSeq, a predicted model, not a curated record
AUGGCUGCACUCGCCCGACAGGGCCUUGCUGGUGGGGACACCAUGGCCCUCGACCGGGUCCUUCACACGACUAAUAAUGCCGUUAUGGCAGCUACUGCUAGGGACAUAACUGGUCCUGAGGCUGCACAGAUCUUGUCGCACAUUUGCGUGGCGUUGGACAAGUCCCCGACCCGUGCCAUGGUCCUUGCGGAAUGGGCUCGCAAUUUACUAUUGGUCCAUGCUGGGUAUCUCUCGGGGCAUCCUGAGGACACCAGAGCAGCCAUCGCUCCUCUGUUGGAGUCUUUCCAUCAACGUAGUGCCUACUUCUCUGCUCUGUCGAAGCUGCAUGGUAGAGUACAAGCAAUUAUAAACGUAUGUACUGCUACUCAGCAGCACUCAGCCAAGCAGACUCCUCCCGAGCCUCUGGCGAAGCAUGGCGGAGACGACGAUGCUGCCUAUGAUAACGACGUCGCCAUGGACUCGGAUGGUAUGGCCUCUGAGAGUGACGACGACGAGGAGGAAGAAGGCUCCGACUCAGACUGAAGCCCUUCGAAGUUCAACCUGUCUUGAGACUGUA